AUGACAACUGGCAGUCACAAUUCAUUGCCAGCUAGAACAAAGUGCCAGCGCAGGUGCCUCAGCACUGUUGAUAGCUUCUCCUGAUAGAUUUCUUACAUCACCCUCACGCUCGUUCCUACACUCACUUUCGUCAGCACAGCUAUAUACCUAGGGAAUUUUUUCUGCCUCGUGUCGUCAAUCCUUCCGAGCACUGCACUGCACUGCACCGUGCAUUCACCGACACGCACCUCGCACUUCCUCUAUGGUUUAGGCCAAAACUACCUCGAUAUUCUUUCUCCAGCGAUAGUUAGUUCUUCUCGCCGGCUGACUGGUCUCCUCGUCUCCAAUAGCUCGGCUCUUCCGAGGCUCUCACCAUGGCGACGAAUUCGGCGAACGGAACGGCGGGGCCUGCUGCCGCUGUCACUGGCGGAGAUUUGGUUCUCUCUAGGAUACACGAGGCACUCAAAGUCGUCCACAGCCCCCUCUCGCCCAACCAAGCCCGACAGGAGGCCCAGGCCUUCCUCGAAGAAGUCAAGACUCUCAGCGAAGCCCCGUCGCAUGGGUUCAAUCUCGCCUUCAACAAACCGCAAGAGCCUAUCGUCCGCCACUACGGCCUGUCGCUCCUUGAGCACGCAGUGAAGCACAAAUGGCAGGAAUACGGCUCGGAGCAUCGAGAAUACCUCCGCGCGUGGGUCCUACAGCUGGCCGAAACCAUUUCCGCCGACGACCCGUCAUACCUGAGGAACAAGAUUGCCCAACUCUGGGUCGAGGUGGCGAAGCGGGCAUGGGUGUCCAGCUGGAUGGACAUGGACCACUUGCUUGUCCGUCUCUGGCGCGCCUCGGACUCGCCCCUCCACAAACAAUUCGUGCUCCAAAUUCUCGAGGCCCUCUCCGACGAGAUCUUUAAUGGGGACGACGCGGUGGUCGCCCUGCGCGAAGGGGCUCUGAGCAAGGCAUGCGUCGAAAUAUUCACCCCGGCUGACGUCCUGGCCGAGGCCUUCCCUAACCGUCAGGCCGGCCCCGAAGUACGCUGUGAAGGCGAAGGCUGGCUCAAUAGGGUAACACAGCUCAUCAGCGAGAGCCUAAGCGGCGGCAUCGACCAGGACCAUGAUGUCAGAGCAUGUGCUGUCAAGGCCCUCAAUGUCCUUAACUCAGUUGUACCCUGGGCCAUUCCAAAAGCCCUGAAUGCUGUCGGCUGCCGCCCUGUUAUGUGCAGCUGUCUCGCGACGCCAAGUGUCCCCGUACAAAAGGCUGCCCUCGAGGCUCUGCAUUCUCUCUAUAACCGCUCGAGCUUCACGGAGGAGGAGUUCGUCGAUCUUGUGGUGCCCAUGUACAGCGAAGCCAUGGUAGACCUCUUCAGGCGGCUCUUUGGGUGGUUGGAAGUGGAUGCCCAGGAUAUCGACGACGACAAGUACCAGUUCGCCAAGAAGUUCUCAGAGAUGCUGUGCUGCCUGGGCAAUUAUCUGGACAGAAAGUUCGCGGCCAUACCGCCCCAGACAAACAUUCAAGGCUUCCUGGACCUCCUGAUGCAGGUGGUGCAAAGCCAAAGUCUCGUCGUCUCGAUCCCAAUCCUCCUCACAUGGACCCGCCUCCUGUCUCAUAGAGCAUUGGGGCCGGCAGCUGCCAAUAUGCCCUUCAUUUCCAGGCUACUCGAGCUGUGCAGUGCCCGAUUAAUUCGAUAUGAAAGCUUCCCGGAAGAUUCAGACGACCCCGUCUAUACCCUUCUCAUCGAAGACACGGACACAAUUCCCGAGCGACAUGCCUUCCUGGGAAACUACCGGCGGUACUGCUGCUCAGUUAUCGAGAACAUUGUCCACCUCAAAAUGUCCGAUGCAGUCGACCAUAUUUUGGGCAGAGCGCAGAGUGCUCUCAAUACCCUCUACGAUUCUGAGAUACCUCUUAACCCUGCCAACUACUCCAAGACCUCGUGGCCUGUUUUGACGGUGGACGCCCAUGCUACUGUCAUUGAGGCGGCUCUCAAAGGCUACGACAAAUGGAGGACGUCGGGCAACCGGAGUUCAGAGGAGAAGCAACAAGCGGUGGCUGUUGAGGAGUUCUUCGAGAAGUGGUGCGGCCAGCUUCUAGAGAUGAAGUUCGAGGAUCCUUUGAUCCGCAAACGAAUUCUUCAGCUUCUCGUGACCUUCUCUACUAAGGCUCUCGACUCAAAACCGGCGAUCAUGCUCAGGGUGCUGGAGCAUAUUCUGAUGACAUGGCCGGCUUUGCAACCAGAGCAUAGGCUCUUUAAUGACGCGAUUCGUGACCUCCAGACCGAAAGCAUGGUCGAACUGCAACGGCUCGCAUCGAAGAUGCCUGACCCCCUUCUCGACGUGUAUGACCAAUUAGAGGCAAAAGUUCAGGAGAUGAUUGCAUCGGGCACUCUUGACGAGAAGCGUCAAGUGGCCUACCAGAGUUUUCUGUUUAUCAUCAUUCACCGAGCUACUCGCAUUGACCCGGCUACGCGUCUGACAAGACUCCGUGCUUUCGUUGAGCCUGUGAAGAAUCAAUGGAAAGACGAUUCCUUGAAACAGACUUUGGCCUCUUACGAAGGCUUCUGUGAGCUACUAGGCCUUGACAAGGCGCAAAAGUACCUGGCUGAGCGCGGCGUCCAUACCAUCGCCGACUGGGGCUCAACAGAACUUGACGCCGAGGGGCUGGCUCUGCAGGCGGAGUUGGAGCGGAGACAAUCGGCACUUCCACUCCGUGUCACCAAGUCAUUCCUGACUUAUUCAGUUGAACGGAUAGAAAAGAACUCGCUUCCCUAUCAGGCAUCUUGCACCCUCUGGCAGGACGGCUUCCAGCUCAUCCUUCCAGAGCUGCUCCAGUUCUUGAGUUAUGCCCACGCAUCCCACAACCCAGCCAACUGGAGCCUUCUCCCGGGAGAGAUGCGGUCGGUAGUGAGCCGCCUCCUGUCGGACCGGUUCUGGCAAGCCGGCAUCUCGGAAGGGAGCAAAGACGACUUCUACGCCAGGGUGCUCGGAAAGAAGAAUACGUUGGAAGGGCUUGCCUCGACCGUCCGUGGUGCGGUUCGGUUCGUACGGGAAACUUGUUAUGCCAUCAUCUACUGCAUGACGCGGCUCGACAUGCAGUUCUAUGGUUUUUUGGAACUGCCCGGGCCGCUGGCUAACGCACUGUUUGCCGACUCCGUCUAUCUAUCAUCUCACCAGGUCAUCAGCCUUCUCACCUUGGUCAGGUACCUGGUCGACAACUGCCCGGUGGAGCUGCGCAACCAUUUCAUACCUCCUAUCCUGGCCACCUGUUUCGAGCAGAUGGAUGCCAAGAUUAGCUCGGAAUGGGAUAGGCUGGGGCAACGGGAAACAGUGCGGGCUGCGGGCGAUGAGCUGACGGAGGAGAUGAAGGCCGAGAGCAUCUUGAGGCAACUCACGUAUUCCGCGGUGCUUAUGGUUGCCGACGUGCUAGACCCGGCAAGACUCGAAACAGCAUCUCCGACAGCCUCGCCGGAUAACCCUGACACUGCGGAGCCCGACACGAGAUAUCCUCCACUCCGAAAGUUCUGUCUUAUGAACCCGGCUAUCGCGGUGCCUCUUCUCGUGUUCUGCAGCCAUGCAAUCCGUAUGCAUGACGGUAGGUGUUGUGGCGUGGUGCUAAGGGUCUUCCGCUCUAUCGUGCCCGAGUUCAGCCCUUCGGACCUUUCGAAGACCAUGAAGGACUCAGGGCAUACGGCGCCCCUGGAGGAGUUCCCGAUUCCGGAGGAGACAGCAAGGGAGAUUCGGGAGUUCAUCUCGACGGAGGUGCUGAAGGCCGCCAUCUCCUCGCUGCACGACCCUUACUUUGUCGAUUCUCAACGGGAUUUGGGCGCGCUGAUCGCCCACAUUCUCGCUUACUACUCGCCGUUGACGCCAACGCCUCGGAACAUACUCGUGUCGUUGCCGAAUAUCAAGCCGGAGGAUGUUGACAGGACGAUCCAGCUCGUCUCUCAGCCGGGCAUGCACUCUCGUCAGCAACGGGCGCUGGUCCUCGAGCUGCUCGAGGACUUGAAGGGCGUCAGCAUCUCGGAGAUGGGCAAGCUCACCAAGAGCCUGGGAGGAGCUGCGCAUGCACCGGGAUCAUCUUCAUCGCGCGGCGGCAGUAAGAAGGCGACGCGGAGCAAGAUGGCGCAGGAAUUCAUGACGCCGAAUGCGGGUGCCUCGGCGGGGACAACAGGAACUGGCGGGACGGCGGCUGGUGGUGGCGCGGGUGGUGUUGAUCCGAAAGUACGAAAUAAGACGCCCGAUUUGGAGGGAAUGGCGGGCAUGUUUAAUGAAGCCGGCUAGCGGCCCCCCACUCCGCGCGCGGGCAGCAGCAAGAUCAGGAGGUCGGGGGGACGAGGACGGUGAGGCGGAACACGGAGACGGCCAGGGGCGGGAUCGGAGUCUGUGGAUACGGACCCGAACGCGGAUGCGGAGGCGUCUGAGUCACGGUGUUGUUGUGUACGUCUACAAGCACUAAGGGGCUUCGCACCGGCAGCUGAUUCGAGGAGGCGACCUCCUCCUGGCAAGGAGGCGGCUCAGACGGCCAUGCGCUCGAGGAGGCGAGAGCAUACAUACAGCGGUCCAUUCUAGGCGGCGAAGUUGCCGGCGGGGUGGGGGGGUGAGGGAGGCAGGGGCAUGAGAGGGAAUAGCGAAGUCUCUGGUUUCGAGACAAUAAUACCAAGCUUGAGUAGAGGAACAAAUCUUCUGGAUUGGUUGUUGGUUUGAACUUCGUCAGUCCACAAGGCCAUGAGCGG
Parathielavia appendiculata is the source of this 4702-nucleotide messenger RNA. Its product is annotated as ARM repeat-containing protein. NCBI's taxonomy places the organism in Eukaryota, Fungi, Ascomycota, Sordariomycetes, Sordariales, Chaetomiaceae. The coding region runs from base 354 to 4250 and encodes 1298 amino acids. The record is from RefSeq and is a predicted model, not a curated record. Gene Ontology annotation, biological process: protein export from nucleus; RNA export from nucleus. Gene Ontology annotation, cellular component: cytoplasm; nucleus; RNA nuclear export complex. Gene Ontology annotation, molecular function: RNA binding; small GTPase binding; nuclear export signal receptor activity. The transcript is spliced from 10 exons.